Messenger RNA from Colletotrichum destructivum, 666 nucleotides. RefSeq lists its product as uncharacterized. The coding region runs from base 1 to 666 and encodes 221 amino acids. Lineage: Eukaryota; Fungi; Ascomycota; Sordariomycetes; Glomerellales; Glomerellaceae. The record is from RefSeq and is a predicted model, not a curated record. The transcript has 2 exons.
AUGUCUCAGGUUGUUGAACUCAGUUGGCUUCCUGUCAAGCAAGAUUUUGAGACUUCAUCCGACAUUGCCUCUGUUAACGAAUUACAGCAGAAGGUAAAUGCACAAUCCGACCUUUUGGGGCAAUGGGAAGGGGUUCAGCCGCCAAAUGGAUUGGACAGACAACCAGUAAAAGCCGUUCACUUGGCUGCCGUUUGGAAGUCAGUUGAAGCCGCAGAAGCUACCAAGCAAUCACCGGAAGCCCAGGAAGUGAGAAAGGCUUACGGUCAAGUGAUUGAUAUCAGUUCAGCCUUGCCCUGGACAGCAUACUUCGAUCUUGCUGGCGGCGACUUCGACAAAGUCGCCAGCGCGAACGUAGUAUUCCUAGCUGGUUCUUACCUUCCCGCUGAUGUUGAUACGGCUGCCUUCUAUCAGAAAUGGCAAGACUUGGUUCGCUCCGGCGGUGUAACCAGCGGAUUCGUCGCAGGCGCGCAUGGCUGGUCUGUCGGUCACGCGGAUUAUAGAGGUGAAAAGAAAAAGGUUUUCAUGGUUGUCACUGGGUGGGACAGCAAGGAAAGUUGCCAAGCUGCGACUGGUGGUGAUAAAAGAGCCAGGUUUGCAGAGGCACUAAAGGAGUUUGAUAUUCAGGAGACCGAGCAUGCGUGCGAGAACUUGAAGAAGAUCAAGUAG